AUGAGCGAAGACUCAAUAAAUAAGGGAUGGAAAUUAGACCAAUGGGUCAAGAAGGACCAAUAUUUAUGGGGGUUCCCAUACCCGGAGGCCCCAGGAGGGCAAUGUACGUCCAGCAGGAAAUAUUGUUAUCCGCAUCUCACAAAAAACGGCACUCCAAGAUGGGGGGAUUUGGACAACUGGAUCAAGACAAAAAUGUUUGAGAGUGCAAACUAUACAUGGGGAACCAAUAUUAAUCCAAAAGUAUGGACAGGAAUCGGGGGCUCGAAGGGACAGGACAGGCUCACGUGGGGGGAUAUCGUUAAUAAAGUUUUAAUUGAAAUAGAGGGGCAGAGCACGAGUCAGUCAAAUAACCCCCGAGGUUCCAUAACGUGGGAUAGGGAGGAAUGGGCAAGCGCCUUAGGGGCAGAACAAGCUAAGGAGAAGGCCAUGGAUAAAUUUGAGGAGGGCAAGAGGAUGUUAUUAGUGAUAAUGUGUAUAAUAACAGGUUUGAUUGAAGGAAAGGAAAGGAACAACCAAAUUUUUAACAGAAGAGGAAGAGUGUGUAGUUUAAUAGAUACUGGUCUGGAGUUUAAAAAAAGCCACUGGGACCAAUGGACAGAAAAUAAAGAAAAUAUAAGAGGAACCAAGGAACAUCCAUGUUCGAAGACGCAUGGGACUGACGGAUGUCAGUUGGCGGGGCUAGCUUUAAUCUUGAGUGUGUACAAGGCAAUGGCAAAGAUAUGCAAAGAUUGUGGACCAUAUAGACUGACUUAUUGGAUAAGGGCAGAUGAAGAGGAGCAUGAGGACAAUAGGAUAGAGUUUUGUUCUAAAAUUGAAGAUACGACUAGUUGUGACAACUCACAAGCGGAGCCAAAAGGGGCCGGAGUGAUAAUAAUAAGGCACAAAAAAAUGGAAGCAGUAACAAGACAGGCAGUAUUUAAAAGCAGCGUCUUACUGUAUGAAGCAAUGAAGGCAAACUCAAAUAUAGACGUGGGGGCUGGAGAUUUAGUACAGGUUCCAGGACGCCAGAAUAAUAGUGUAGAAACUUCGGACGCAAGUGGAGAUGAUGAUCAUUCCCCCGUGACAACAGCAGAGUCUAACUUGACCAGCAAAUGCUGUGACUCCACAAUGAUAAGUAAUCAGGACAGCCUAGUCCAGGAGGAUGAGGUGAGCAAAGUGGUGACCAAAAGUGAGUCGGACGUUCAGCCGAACAUUGCAGAAUCCUUAAGUAACCAUAAGGCAGAUGACAGCACAGACGACAGUCAAGGGGCGUGGGACGAUUCCCCACCCCGGGGUGGUGUUGGACAGGAUGAAGAAAAAGGGCCAAAGGAGUCAGGGAGUGGGAUGAGUAACGAGGGAGUGAUUUGGGGCCUUGGGUGGGGCUGGGGAUUAAUCAUAGGUUUGGCAGGUGUCCUAUGCUUAGCAGUUGGGAGUGGUUAUGGUUUAUGGAGAGUCUUUAGCCGUGGUAGGGGGAGGCGAAAAUCCCAAUUGCCAAGUGGACGGGGCGAUACCUAUGGCGUGGCCUAUGGAUGA
Molecule: messenger RNA, 1512 nt
Organism: Plasmodium inui San Antonio 1
Lineage: Eukaryota; Apicomplexa; Aconoidasida; Haemosporida; Plasmodiidae
Exons: 1
Coding region: 1-1512 (503 amino acids)
Source: RefSeq, a predicted model, not a curated record